AUGCUCGGUGCCCGCUGCCCGCUGCCCGGGGCCGCUCGGCCGGUGGGGAUGGGCGCGGGCAGUCCCGGGAGUGCUGCGGGGGCCGGUCCAGCCCGGCUCGGCCCGGUGGCAGUGCGGAGCGGGCGGUGCCGGACCCUGCCCUGCCCGCUCGGAUCGCGCGGGGCCGCGGCGCGGCGGGGCCCGACGUCCGUGCGGCCGCCCCGGUGCCCCGCCGGAGGCCGGGAGCGGCCGGGAUCGUCUCGUUCCGUUUCUCCCUUCCCGAAGGCGAGAGCCUCGGGGCGUUGGCAGCGCUGCGGUCUGAGGGAGAGCUGGGAAGCGGAGCCGUGCAUGUCAGUCCCUCUCGCAAGGGUUAUGAACCUUUCUGCAGCAAGAUUUGAAGCAGCCAGAUUCCAGCUUAGAUCCAAGUCCCUAGGACUCACUUGUGAUUUCCGGGGGUCAGCAAACGUGUAAGACAGGUACACUCACUUCUGACUGACGACACUUCCCAAAGACUCGCUCUCCAGCCCUGGGAGCCUGCUUCACCAGCCCUGGGAGUAUGGCCAUGGUGUGGGUGAGUGCUGCAGAGGAGUCACUGGUUCUGGGUGUUGCUGGUAUCACAUGAGCUCUGCAGCGGGGGAGGAAGGACCUGAGCUUUUGAUUUCUGAAGGAUAUUGCUCUGAUAAAUAAAGAAAAUAUUUAACUACUGCA
This is a messenger RNA of Taeniopygia guttata (zebra finch), 687 nucleotides long. The record is from RefSeq and is a predicted model, not a curated record. NCBI's taxonomy places the organism in Eukaryota, Metazoa, Chordata, Aves, Passeriformes, Estrildidae.